AUGAGUGUCUGGCGCAGACUUCAAAGGGUUGGAAAAAAAGCAGCUAAAUUUCAGAUCACUGCUUCUUUGCAUGAGCUGAAUAUUGAAUGCUCGCGUCAAUACAGCCCCGGAAACUUAAUAGUUGUUUGGUCUCGUCGCAGUCGGCGAUAUUCUUCGAAAUCAUUUGAACCUGUUAAAAGUUCCAGCAAUUCAAAUUCAUUUAAAUAUGUUUGGUCUAUGCCGGAGAAUAUAGAAUUCGUCACUACUUUAUAUAGAAAUGAAAAAGCAAUUCAAUUUGAAGAAAAAGAAUGGAUAUGUCAAAUCGAAGAUGUUGGAGCUAAAACUUCAGGUUUACUUUCGGCAUCUACACCAUCGGUUAGACGACGUGUCCUUGCUACCAGACAAAUCGAUAUAGCCGAAUUCGUCUCAGAUUUACCCGUGCAAACAAAUCUCAAAGUAGUCAUGCGUCUCGCUUCUAAAAAGUUAAUAUCUGCUACAGUUCUCCUUACGUUAAAUUCCGUUAUUGUAAAAGCUGGAGAAGCCACUGAUGAAGAUAUGAUAUCCAUAGCAUCACUCAUGUCAUUAAGUCGUACUGGAAGUUUUAACGUUGGCAGUGGAGUAACUAUUAAUGAUCUAGGUGGUGUCGCAGCAUUUUCACCAACAACAGCGAGGCUCUCUAACGUGGAUGAUUUUAAUUCACAUUCCUUUUCUAAUAGUACUUUUCACACUGAUCUUAGUGAAUUAACUGCUAAACUACAAUCUUUGGAACGACGUCAAAUAGAUCCCCUUGUAGAAUCUCCUAUAAAAGCAAACGGAAAUUUUUCAGAUUAUUCUUCAGAAUUAGAUAAUUCCAAAACAACUCUAAAUAGUUCGAAGAACCAAGAUUCACUCUCAUCUACGGUUGAUGAUAUAUUGACAAAACCACUUAUUCCUACUUUUGAUAAAAUAAUUCCUAAUUCAACUGAAUUAAAGCCUAUUUCAACUCAAAGUCGAUAUGAUUUACUUCUAUGGUGUCAGUUGGUGACUAAAUCUUAUGACAAUAUACAGAUAGUUGAUCUUACUACAUCAUUCCAGAAUGGAUUAGCUUUCUGUGCUAUCCUGCAUCAUUUUUUUCCCGAUCGAAUUGAUUACAGCUCAUUGUCAUCGGAGAACUCUCUACAAAAUUGUCGCCUGGCAUUCGAUGUGGCUUCUAAAUUGGGAGUACCCCGUGUACUUGAUCCAAGUGAAGUAGUUUCUAAAAGUCGUUCACCUGAUUUGCUCAGUAUGAUGACAUACCUCCAUCAAAUCCGUACAUUUUGCUGUGAACGAACAAAAAAUAAUGAUGAGAACUCUCCAUGUACAAAUGAUAACUUAGUAUUAAAUGGGAUCUUUGAACAAUGUAUCAAAACCAACAACUCAGAAACGAAUCAUAGUUUGCAGAAAAUUGAAAAUCCGCCGGAUGAAAACUCAAACAAUGCUAAAAAUAAUCUAACUAAUCCAGAUAAAGCUGUUAGAUCAACACCUAAAAAAAAAAUUCCUUUAAUGAAUUAUGAACAUAUGUUGGCUAAAGCACGUAGUCUCUUGCAACAAUCACGUCUAAAUUACUUAGCACCAACAAGUCGACCUGGUGCUUUACCGCCUUUAGCACAUCCUCGUAAACCACAUCCUAUAUCUGGUUCAUUGACAGCAAUUCAUUCAGUAGAUGAAAAUUUUAACCGGAAUCCAGUGACAGAAGAAAGUUUAACGAAUAUUACAUUAACUGAUGGACAAAAUCAUCGAUUGACUGAUACAAAGUUAUGUACAAGCACAAUAUGUAUACCGAAUGUUGAUACCUCAUUAAAUUCCAUUUCUAAGCCAUUUCGAUUUUCAACGAGUAAUAUUUUUCCAACACUUAGUAAACCACCACAGUCAACUGUUGACACAAGGUUUUCUCCGGAACAAAUGAAAGUUAGACGUCUACGUCUGUCACAAAUGAAUCUCUUUGCGUCGGGUCGAGGUAGUGGUGCACCAGUACCUAUACGUAUUGGUGAACAUCAUUUGGAUAAUAAAAUGGAUAACCGAACUCAUGUCUCCACUUCUAUCAAAAAUCAAGGCACUUUAGUCAAUAACAGUUCGUCUAAUGCACUUCUCUCCGUUUCGAAUUAUAUCAGCAAUGAGCAGGCUGAAUUAGAAGAGGCACAAAAGAAGUUAGAUAAAGAAGCAGCUGUACUAGAGCAGCGUUUACGCCAACAAAUGGCAUACGAGCCAGGCACCGCAUUAGAAGAAGAAUUGUUAAGACGAUGGUUUAUUUUAGUCAAUAAGAAGAAUGCCCUAAUUCAUCGGGGCUUCCAGUUGUCUAUAAUGGAGAAGGAAGAUGAUUUGAAAAAGAAAAUGAAAAUGUUGCAGGAUGAAUUACGAUCGAUUUUAUCCGUUGAAGAUUAUUUGAAAACAGAUAAUGAUAGAAGACGAGAAGAUCUUCUUUUACAAGAUCUUGUACGAUUGGUCAAUGAACGUGAUGACAUCAUUCAGGAAUUGGAUUUGCAUGAGAAAGUAUUAGCUGAAGAACUAGAACUGGAGCAAAAUGCAGGUUAUAUGUCAUAUGGGAGGCGUAGAAUUGACAAAAGUUGUGUACUACAAUAA
Messenger RNA from Schistosoma intercalatum, 2577 nucleotides. The record is from the annotation of a GenBank genome assembly. Lineage: Eukaryota; Metazoa; Platyhelminthes; Trematoda; Strigeidida; Schistosomatidae.